ACCAACAGCGCUUACCUGAUUUCAACCCACAAAAACCAGUUUCUUCCUCUACACACCACUCUGCUAGGAAUUGAGCUCCAAACAUGUCGGGAAUAGGGGAACAAACGGUGCCCGAGUCCGAAAAGGAGGCCUCGAAAGGCCCUGUUUCGAAAAAAUCAUGGAUGGGAUUUCUCAAAACCCUGGCUACCUUCACAGGUGACCUUUCUUCACUGACGGCCCCGUCUUUUAUUUUGUCGGGUACUUCGUUGCUUGAAUACCUGUCGUAUUGGUACGAGUACCCCGAGAUUUUUGUCUCCAUUCCUGACGGUAAAACACCCCUCGAGAGAAUGAUGAAUGUGCUGAAAUGGUACAUUUGCGGUAUUAACCGUGAAUACGCUUCUCGUAACCAAAGCUACGGUACGGAAAAGAAGCCCUUGAAUCCAAUUUUGGGUGAACUGCUUAUUGGAAGUUGGGAUUCGUCAAAGGGCAAGGUCGAUAUCACCGUGGAACAAGUGUCGCAUCACCCUCCCGUCUCCGUUUGUCGAGCUGUGUGCGAAGAGGCAGGCAUUGAAGCUUUGAAUUACAACCCUUACAAAUGUCGUUUCUCCGGACGAACUCUUGCCGUCUCACAGCCUGGCCAGAUCCGCAUCCAUUUGAAAAAAUAUGACGAGACGUACUAUUUCAACCUGCCAAAUCUGACUUUGGAGGGGCUCUGGUACAUGGCUCCAUACAUUGAACUCCACAACUCGACACACAUCGUGUCCACAACUGGCUAUAUCACCAAAAUCAACUACCACGGCAGAGGCUAUUUCUCUGGCACGAAAAACAGUUUCAAGGCCAAUGUUUAUAAGAAGGGCGAGAAGGCCGAUUACGUGGUAGAAGGUGUUUGGACCGGUGAAUCGAAAAUCCGCCAUAAAGGCGAACACGAUGGCACUACGUUCCUGGACCUCCGUCAGUUAAAACCUACUCCGGUAACGGUUGCUCCCAUCGAGCAGCAGGGUGAGUACGAAACAAGACGUGUUUGGCGUGACGUUGCUCGUGCCCUUGCCGAGGGUGAUUAUGACGCGGCAAGUUCCUCCAAAACGAGAAUUGAACAAGAACAGCGGGAGUUGCGCAAGCGCGAGCGCGCAGAGCAUCGCCCGUGGAAGUGCAGAUUCUUUAAAUGGGAUGCUGACAACUCUGGUCUGCGUACUGCGUUUGGCCAGUUCCUGCAAGAAAUCGUUGAUCGCGGUACUUGGGUCUGGACGGGUGACCGGUUGCUGAACCCUACAGCUGACGAUGACCAAACGGAAUGCGUUCGCGGCGACAGUUCUAGCAGCCUGUACGAUACGACGUUCACCUCCGAAGCAGCAAAUGUGUCUCGUAAUGGCAGUGUGAGCACUGAUACAAGCGCUCGCGCAGCGGCCGUCGCCUCAGACACUCUCCCCAGCAAGCCCUCUUCUUCAUUUCCGUCUCUGUCACAACCGCGCCCUCAGAUUCUGUGCAUGCUGCUGCUGCCCAAUAAUUUUCAUGACGAUUUGUUAUGCAUGAUUCAUCUUAUACUUUUAAGGCUUGUUCAUAUCUCCCUUUCUUUGGUUAGAGGGUGGUAUGACGGCUGAUGUGUGCUUGUGUUUAAAUGAACAGGCGCGUUUACCGUGUUCGCAUCCUCCUCCCUGAAUGACCGUUUCCACAGGCGACCGUGAACUGCUUUAUGUGUUUUGGCGCUGCUUUUGUACUUGUCAGCUCUUCGUAAGCUUUUCGUCCUAAGCUCAAAACGUUUUUUAUUGAAGCAGUGAAGGCGGUUGCGCGUGGUGGAACAAAUGGUGGCCGGCACAAAAGACAGGCCCUUGGUUGUUUUGGCGUACAGAAGCGCUUCCAAGGUGCGAUGAUUGUGUGUGUGCUGUGGUGUAACGAGAAGGAUGCCGUUGAUGAUGCGUAUCACUGCUGUGUUGCAUGGAACAAGCUCAGCGGUGAAUGGUUUUUUACAACUGGACAGGGUUAAAUUUUAUUAAGUUUCUUUCUCCUUUUGGAUCGAGAUAUGCUUGCGAAAGGCGGACAGUUUAAGUGUGGUGGAUGAUUAAUACUAACAGUGAACUGGAUUUGAAACCACGGAAACGAACAAACCGGCG
This is a messenger RNA of Schizosaccharomyces japonicus yFS275, 2087 nucleotides long. Its product is annotated as oxysterol binding protein. Lineage: Eukaryota; Fungi; Ascomycota; Schizosaccharomycetes; Schizosaccharomycetales; Schizosaccharomycetaceae. The coding region runs from base 84 to 1577 and encodes 497 amino acids. Gene Ontology annotation, molecular function: lipid binding. The transcript has 5 exons. Gene Ontology annotation, biological process: intermembrane sterol transfer. The record is from RefSeq and is a predicted model, not a curated record.